AUGUCCGUCUCCGGCAUGAAGAAGCAGCUCCACAAAGCCAGCCAGCUGCUGAACGAGAGGCUGAUGGGAGCUGAGGGGACCAAGCUGGACGAGGAUUUCCUGAAAAUGGAAAAGAGCAUGGCAGUGAUCCACGCUCUGUUAGCCGAGCUGCUGUCCAAAACCACAGAGUUCCUCCAGCCCAACCCAGCCCACAGAGCCAGACUGAGCAUGCUCAGCACCAUGUCCAGGAUCCGAGGGCAGGCCAGGGCGUCGGGCUACCCGCAGACAGAGGGCAUGCUGGGAGACUGCAUGCUGCUCUACAGCCAGGAGCUCGGACCCGCCUCAGAAUUUGGUGGCGCCCUGGCAGCAGUAGGCGGAGCUCUGCAGCAGGUCGGUCAGGCCAGAGACGCUCUGGACGUCAGCGUCAAACGCACCUUCAUCGACCCCCUGCAGGACCUCCAAAACUCAGAGCUGAAGGAGAUCAAGUUCCAGCUGAAGAAAGUGAACAGCCGCCGGCUGGACUUCGACUAUAAGAGGAGACGAAGUGGGAAGGUCCCAGCAGAGGAGAUGCGGCACGCCUGGGAUAAGUUUAUGACUUCCAAAGAACUGGCCGAGAGGAGCAUGUUUGUCCUGCUGCAGAACGAUGUGGAUCAGAUCAGCUUCCUGGCAGCUCUGGUCGCCGCCCUGCUCGACUUCCACCGCAGCGCCCAUCGCGUCCUGGUUGGUCUCCACGGCAACCUGCAGGGCAGGUUGACCGCAGCCAGUAACAAACCGGAGCGGAGGUUCAGAUCCAAAAAGAUCCGAAUCAGAGGAGACCUCACAGAGAGCAGCGUUGGGUUUUACCAGCAGCCAUCAGCCACACUGACUUCAGGACAGCAAUUCACAGUGUUACAGUCCAGACCUGGCAGCCCCAUCUCCACCUAUGCUCACAGUCCGCUGACUCUGGAUCAGCCCUGCUGCCGGGCCCUGUACUCUUUCCUGCCAAACCACGAGGGCGAGCUGGGCUUCAGCGAGGGCGACAUCAUCGUCCUCACCGGUCAGGCCGACGCCAACUGGUACGAGGGCGCGCUGGCGGGCCGCUCGGGGCUCCUCCCCGUCAGCUACGUGGACGUGCUGGUGCCUCUGCCCCUACAGUGACAGGCCGGCCCGGACUUCUUUUAACCUUAUGCAAAUUCUCAGCUUCUAUUUUUGCACUUUAUCACGAGCUGUGACAAAAAGGGAAGGAAGGCCAUAGUUUCUGUU
Menidia menidia (Atlantic silverside) is the source of this 1221-nucleotide messenger RNA. Lineage: Eukaryota; Metazoa; Chordata; Actinopteri; Atheriniformes; Atherinopsidae. The record is from the annotation of a GenBank genome assembly.